CAAAGAUGCAUGCCGAUCUUACUCAAGAUCCCAUGACUAUAUUGGAUGUUCUCCAAGACCCCAGUUGUUCUGUUUAUAUACUUUGGUUCCCUGUUGUUCCUCAUUUGCUGUUUUUUGCCUGUCAAGCGAAGGGAAGGACGAUUAACGUUCUAUCACCGUUUUUCGACGGUAGACCCGCAGAUGUAUGGAUGUAAACACUUCACUUAAAGCCAAGCUUAUUGAAUGUCAACAAGCUCGCUUCAAUUAAUGGCUCCCUCACUACCUACUAAUCUAGCUAAUAUCGCUCCACAACCUCAACGAUUCCUAUCCAGCUUUCGGGCAAGCAUCAUUAGCUGUGCCUUUACCACGAUAGGUGCACUGCUUCGGGAUAAUUAGGUGAUCACACAAAGUAACGUUACUUGCGUCCUCGAACAGACAGCAGUCACGCUUUGAACAUAAAUGACUGUAUUGACCAUCGACGGGGCGCUAAUGUCCUCUAACUUGAGGUCUGUUAUACAUUGGGGAAAAGAGAGGAUUCGAUCCCUCUUGAAGUGGACUUGCAUCGUUGGGCUUCCCCCUCUACUUCUUUUGAAGUCCGUUAUUAACCAUCAUGAGCAGAGCGUGGCUUUCGACUCUCCGCUUAACCCUUGCUUCUGUAACGAUGGUCGGGAGAGAUCUUCCGCUUUAUCAACAUCGUUCCCAACGAUAUGCGAUAUUCUUAUAUUCCCGCAACUACCAGCAUAUCGAAUGAUUUCCCCUCACCAAUAAUCCCAAAGUGACUUGAUGCACUGUGGCAGUGGAGCAUCUAUCAUCGUCAAGACUUCGACCUGAUCACGGAUAUGAUAUCCUGAAAGGGCUACGUCAACCAGGGUCAAGGCUCCCACUCCGAGUCCACGCCAUUCGUGGACUUUAAGGGAUGGGCUCGAUUGACAUCCUGACCAGUUAGUUCUCAAGCGCAUAGUCGAAGAGCAGGGUCUGAAGACUAAAGCGCCUCCUUAUAUCCGUAUAACCGUUUUGAUACUCAUGGCCAGGACUUUCUACCGUCCACUGCCCAGGGACAUGACUUCCGGCUUUCAACCCUGGUGCCCAUUCAUUUAUAGGCUCAGCCAGAAUAAACAUUCAUAAUAUCGUGCUGCGAAGGAACGUGAGGCUAGGUAAAUCACCUUGAGAAGUAGACAUGCUCAGCCAAUGGCAAGAACAUAACCUGGAGCACUCAAUUACCUACCUAAGGUAGCCAUAUCUAUUGCCC
Messenger RNA from Fusarium odoratissimum NRRL 54006, 1228 nucleotides. RefSeq lists its product as uncharacterized. The transcript has a single exon. Bases 439 to 747 code for a protein of 102 amino acids. NCBI's taxonomy places the organism in Eukaryota, Fungi, Ascomycota, Sordariomycetes, Hypocreales, Nectriaceae. The record is from RefSeq and is a predicted model, not a curated record.